AUGUCAUCUCGCUCUACAUCUCGAAAGGAGCCGAUCUGCGCAUCGGAGAUCUUCCCAAGCGUGGAUAAUCAAGCUCUUGAAGUACCCCAAGGCAUACAGAAAUUAACAUACCAGAGUCUCACAAGCUCUACUAGCUUCCGCCUGCUUCAGAUUCUAUCAGAUGGAGGCCAAGAUAUUCUUCGCUGCAAGAUGUUUGAUGCCGAUCUCGCUGCGCAAGAACCACCCCGAUACAUUGCAUUAUCCUAUACAUGGCACGAAGAGAGUCUGCACAAGACUUUCCGGCCUGUGUUGAUUAACGAUAAAUAUCUCAACGUCAGCCUGAAUCUCUGGAACUUCCUCCAAAAUUACCGCGAAACAGCCGGCGAGCGCAUCAUCUGGAUAGAUCAGAUAUGCAUCAACCAAGAGGACAAGGAUGAGUGCGUUCAGCAGAUAGGGCAGAUGUGUGAGAUCUACCAGCGUGCCUCUAUGGAUAUCUUUUGGAUUGGCGAACCCGGGGAGAAUGCAGAGGCAGUUUUGGAUCUCUUAUCAUCCUUGAAUCGCCUGGAGACGUAUCUCCUUGAGUCUGAAGGUUCUCGCCCUGGGAUAAGCGCUCUCCUAAACCCCAUAUUUAUGAGGGCAGUCGGCCUACCAGAGCAUGAUAACCCGAUAUGGGGGUCUCUCAUGCAGUUCAUCUCACGAACAGCUUUCCAGCGAGCCUGGAUAAUCCAGGAAGUCUCAGUCUCACGAAAGACAGCUAUAUUCUGCGGACUGUUGAUGCUACCAUUCGAUGUUGUUGGGAGAGCCGCGACUUUCCUCGUUGAGAGCUCAUGGAUCAAAGUCUUUCACCAGAUGUAUAAUGUCUCUGGUGCAGCAGGUUUUAUCACGGGUAUGAUGAACUGUCGUGUGCGUCAUCAGGAAGGAGAGCGUCAGAGCUUGGAUCUUUUGCUGGCGUCGACUCGGCGGUUUAAAGCUACGAAGCCAGUGGAUAAAAUAUUCGCACUGAUCAAUCUAGCAGAGAGCGGGAGAAGAGAAGUGCUACCACUGGCACUUAGACCAGACUAUCGAAAGUCUGUUGUCGAAGUCUUUCGAGAUGUCACUCUUCAUCUCAUCCGCCAGGGCUCCCUUGACAUCCUUUCUGGUGUCGAAGAUGUGAAGUUUCGGCAGAUUCCUGAGCUUCCAAGUUGGGUACCGGACUACAGCGUACAUCAGGUUGCCUCUAUUCUCUGUAUGCCACCGCGACCUGGAUGGUUGACCUUGUAUACCGCUGCGACAGGACGAGAAGUCAGUGUUCAGCAUUCGCCUGCGGAUCCGAACAUCCUGACGUUUUCAGCGUACAAAGUUGAUACGAUAUCUAAGAUAGGUUCAAUAGCAGAGGAGUCCAUCUAUCUCACACUGGAGAAGUGGGCGAGUAUGGUCGAUUUCAGUGCCGCAUACCCAAUCGUCAAUGGAAAGACCUGUUCUAUGAUUGACGCCUUUUGGCGCACUCUAAUCGGGAACAUCGGCCUGGGAACAAACCAUUACCCAGUCAGUGAAGAUUGGGUUCGCAAGUUUGCUGCGUUUGCUUUGCAAGCUCGGGAGGAACUCCAGCAAAACAUUUCGAGUUCCUUUGAUGUUCUGAAGGCAGCUGGGGAGAGUCCGAGUUUUACACCAGGUAUCGACUCGAUUCUUCGCCUAUUAAAGGAUCAAUAUCACGGGAAUGAUGAUUUGGAUCAAGAUGGUGGUCUCUACGAAAGUACUAUGCACCAUGUGUCUUGGUACAGAAGACUAUUUCUUACGAAUGAAGGGUACUUUGGUCUCGCGCAUCCGUCCUCUGAACCAGGCGACGAAGUGGUUCUUCUUUCUGGCGGGCGCGUACCUUUCGUGGUAAGGAGAGUGAUUGCGGAAAGACGAGAGUGUUACUCGGUCGUUGGGGAAGCAUAUGUGCAUGGAAUCAUGGAUGGGGAACUCUUAGGUGCGACAGAUGGAAAGUGGGAAGACUUACAUUUCAAGUAA
Molecule: messenger RNA, 1971 nt
Organism: Fusarium mangiferae
Lineage: Eukaryota; Fungi; Ascomycota; Sordariomycetes; Hypocreales; Nectriaceae
Exons: 1
Coding region: 1-1971 (656 amino acids)
Source: RefSeq, a predicted model, not a curated record